Messenger RNA from Perca flavescens (yellow perch), 4029 nucleotides. RefSeq names its product aggrecan b (gene acanb). Gene Ontology annotation, molecular function: hyaluronic acid binding. The record is from RefSeq and is a predicted model, not a curated record. Gene Ontology annotation, biological process: skeletal system development; glial cell differentiation; central nervous system development. The coding region runs from base 1 to 4029 and encodes 1342 amino acids. The transcript is spliced from 18 exons. Gene Ontology annotation, cellular component: perineuronal net; synapse. Lineage: Eukaryota; Metazoa; Chordata; Actinopteri; Perciformes; Percidae.
AUGACCCCCCUGCUUCUGCUUUGUGUGUCCUUGCCCUUCAUCUCGGCAACAGUAUUGUUUGAACAUAAAAACCAUGAUGACUUGGAUGGCACAUUGCGUGUCAGCAUCCCUAUGGAGAUGCCUCUCCGUCCUCUGUUGGGCAGCAAGGUAGUGGUACCAUGUUACUUCCAGGACAACACAGUCAAUGAUACCGGAGCCCCGAUCAUCGCUCCGCUCUCCCACCGCAUCAAAUGGACCUACGUCACCAAGGAGAAAGUCACCACGAUCCUGGUGGCGUCAGAGGGAAAAGUUCAAGUGGAGAUGGAGUAUUUAGACAGAGUGACCAUGAUCAACUACCCGCUGGUGACCACUGAUGCAACCAUCGAGAUAACAGAGCUGAGGUCCAAAGAUUCUGGCACCUACCGCUGCGAGGUGAUGCACGGCAUUGAGGACAACUAUGACUCUGUGGACAUCCAGGUUCAGGGUAUUGUGUUCCACUACCGAGCCAUCUCCACCCGCUACACACUGACGUUUGAGAAGGCAAAGGCCGCCUGCAUCCAAAACAGUGCUACCAUCGCCACUCCAGCCCAGCUGCAGGCUGCUUACGAUGACGGAUACCACCAGUGUGAUGCUGGAUGGCUCUCGGAUCAGACUGUCAGGUACCCCAUCCAUGAGCCGCGGGAGCGUUGCUUUGGAGACAAGGAGGACUUCCCCGGCGUGAGAACCUAUGGCGUGAGAGAUGUCAAUGAGACCUACGACGUGUACUGUUUUGCUGAGAAGCUGUCAGGCAGGGUCUUCUACUCCAUGUCUGUAGAGAAGUUCACCUUCUAUGAAGCAGGAGAUCAGUGUGCCAAACUCGGUGCCCGACUCGCCACCACCGGAGAGCUGUACCUGGCCUGGAAGGCUGGCAUGGAUGUGUGCAAUGCUGGCUGGCUGGCGGACAGGAGCGUACGCUACCCUAUCAACAUCGCCAGGCCUCAGUGUGGAGGGGGGCUUCUGGGAGUAAGAACAAUCUACCUGUUCCCCAACCAGACAGGAUACCCCUACCCAGACUCUCGCUACGAUGCUGUCUGCUUCCAAGGUAAAUCCUUCCUGGAGAUUUUAGGGGAAAUCUACUUGGACAAACGAUACAUGUUCAGUGGCUUCUGGGAGCUUCUUUCUGGUGAGGAUGCCGAUGCCAUUCCCGUGAGGACCACUCCUUUUCCAGACAUAAUCCGCAUGACACCCCCCCCUGAGAUGUUCCCAAGCUUCACCCCGAAACCUGGGGCAGAGGAGAUCAAGGGUGGAGAUGUCACCAUCUCCCUACUGCCCGUCCCGCCCAGUAUGACAGACUUAGAUUCUGCCAUGGCUCCCACAGGUGUGGUGUUCCACUACCGACCCAUCACCGGUCGGUACACUCUGACCUUUGUCGAAGCUCAGCAGGUCUGCCAGAGUGUUGGGGCGGUCAUCGCCAGCCCCCAGCAGCUGCAAGCAGCCUACGAGAAAGGCCUGCACCAAUGUGACGCUGGCUGGCUCCGCGAUCAGACUGUCAGGUAUCCCAUCGUGUCACCCAGAGAUAACUGUGCUGGUAAUCUGCCACACCUCAAAGGAGUCAGAUCCUACGGCCUGAGACCAGCUAGCGAACAUUACGAUGUUUUUUGUUAUGUGGAACGUCUGCGAGGUGAGGUCUUCUUCACCAGUGACUAUGACAGCUUCUCCUUUGAGGAGGCUGUGCAGCACUGUCAGAAACUCAACACCACCUUGGCCACCACUGGGCAGCUGUUCGCUGCCUGGAACCAAGGGCUUGACAAGUGCCGUCCAGGCUGGCUGAUGGACCGUAGUGUCCGCUACCCCAUCACAACUCCCAGGUCACACUGUGGAGGCGGUCAGGUUGGAGUUCAAAUGAUCUAUGCCUACCCCAACCAGACAGGAUUUCCUGAUGAGCAUUCGCGUUACGAUGCAUACUGUUUUAAAGCUGAAAUUCCCGUUGUUGACGUUGAACAUGAAACCAGUGUGAAUCUGACGAUUGUGACGGUGGAUGUUAUCACCAAGACAGUCACAGUUGAUCACUUUGCUCCUACAGUUGAAACUACUGUGUACUACAAUGAAACUGAAACCAGUAUGAAUAUUACUGAAAUAGAGGAUUUUAUCAACAAGACAACCAUCCCAACUCAUGAAGUUGCUCCCACUGUCCCUGUUGAUGUGUCUGGCUCUGGUUCAGCUGUUGAUGUGUCCGGCUCUGGUUCAGCUGAUCAUUCAGCCAGCGGGGAGAUCUCAGGGGAGUCUGGCGCCUCCGGUACCAGUGUUGAUGCCUCCGGUUCAGGACAGAACGUCAUCUUCAGCAGACGCACUGAUGUCUUCUCCGGAGAUCACUCUGGCUCUGGAGGUCUGCAGGAGGCAGAAGGGGGAAGUGCUGUCAUCGUCACAUCUGGAGAACUGGGUAGUGCAUCUGGAUCUGGGGAGGGGUUAGACAGAAAACACUCUGGCUUCAGUGUAUCAGGAUCAGGUUUUACUAGUGGAAGUGGGGACAGCAGUGGUGUUUCGAUCAUCAUGGUGGAUGGGAAGAUGAUAGAGGUGCUUAAAACUUCCCAGAACCUCACUGAGCAAGAGGUAGGCCAGGGAGGCAUUGAUAUCAGUGGGGCUUUCUUGGAAUCAAGUACGUCCGGAUCUGGAAGUAUUUCCGGGUCAGGCUCAGGUGAAUUUUCUGGCAUCUCAUUUGUCGACCACAGUACCAUUGAUCAGACAGUCCAACCAUCCGGUGAGCAGGAGGUGUCUGGAUAUCGACCCUUUGGAUCUGGGGUCCACAGCGGCUUUCCCAGUGGUUUUCCAUCUGGUGUCUCAGGCAGCGGCUCUGCCUCUGGGUACUAUGUGCUGCGUCGUGGUGAUGUUGUUUACCUGACAGACAAUGAUAUGAUAGAAGUGACCGAACCGCCACAGGUACGCCACCCUGAGCAGGGACGGGGGUUGGUGGAGGUAAGCGGGGAAGGAAGUGGGUCAGGGAACCAUCAUGAAUUUAGUGCCACUUCGGACCAAAGCUUGCAUCUCUCAGGAAGUGGAGCUCCUCAUGAAAAACCGUCUGCUGAGAAGCUUUCUAUCUUCCUACCGCCUGGAAUGACUUCCACUGAGUACACUGCCAGUCUCGGUCAAUCAGGAAUUGGGGAUGAGGGUCAGGAAACCCGUGCAGGACCUACAGUUUAUGCAGUGACUCCAGACGCAGCCUACGCCAGCCCAACCACAGCACCCUCGUUGUCAUUAGCAACCCCUGCUGCAGUGGAGCAACCUGAAGUAGUGGAAGCCUCUGCAGACCCGUGUGAUCCAAACCCAUGCGGUUCAGGAUCCUGCUCUGUGCAGGGAGAGCUUGCUGUGUGUCAGUGUCCUACUGCUUUCACUGGUGAAGACUGCUCAACACCUGUGCAGGGCUGUGCAGAGGGCUGGUUGGAGUUCAAGGGAAGCUGUUACCUCCACUUUGCGGAGAGAAACACCUGGUCUGAGGCUGAGCAACGCUGUCAGGAGGUCAACGCCCACCUGGUCAGCAUUGGCUCCCAAGAGGAGCAGCAGUUUGUCAAUUCCAAUGGCCAGGACUACCAGUGGAUUGGACUUAAUGACAAAGAUGUGCAGAAUGAGUUCCGUUGGACAGACGGCAGUCCUCUGACCUUUGAGAACUGGAGGCCCAACCAGCCAGAUAACUACUUCAACUCUGAGGAGGAUUGUGUGGUGAUGAUCUGGCACGAGGGCGGACAGUGGAAUGACGUGCCCUGCAACUACCAUCUUCCUUUCACCUGCAAGACAGGACCUGCCACGUGCCGAGCUCCCCCUGAGGUGGAACACGGUCGGCCGAUGGGCAGCGGCAGAGAGCGCUACCCUGUCGACUCUAUAGUCCGCUACCAGUGUGACGCAGGCUACACACAGCGCCACCUGCCCGUCAUACGCUGCAUGCCAGACGGACAGUGGGAGAAGCCACAAGUGGAAUGUACAGAAGCUGGUGCCAACAGCAACAGGCUACACAAAAGAUCCCUCAGGAGAAGAAGUAAAGGGGUCAGCAGCCAACAGGAACAGAGGAAGCUGCUCUGA